Molecule: messenger RNA, 531 nt
Organism: Oikopleura dioica
Lineage: Eukaryota; Metazoa; Chordata; Appendicularia; Copelata; Oikopleuridae
Source: the annotation of a GenBank genome assembly
AUGAGAAACUCGACGCUGAUCGCGAAAGCUCUCAAUCUGCUCGUCGUUUUCUGCGUUUUCUCGAACUGCUUGGCGGUGUCGUCGGAAGACUCCCUUUCCAUUCAGAGAACCAGCUCCUGCGAAGGACGCCGCUCAAAGAGAUGUAGAAGAGUUCAGACGCCAGAGGACAAACUCACUUCUUCCACCGAUGAAGCUCACAUCGUUAUAGACCGGCUGCUCGUGAAGAAAGAAAAAUGCAAGGCGCACUCUGUCAAGUUCGAAGUCUUCGCCGACGGCUGCAAAUCGCGCACAAUCACAAACAAAUAUUGCUACGGGCAGUGCAACUCCUUCUUCAUUCCGUCUUCUUCCGAGAUCCAGCCGUUCGCCUCCUGCUCUUACUGCAAACCACAUAAGACGACUUUUAAAUAUGUGACUCUCCACUGCAAAGACGAUAAUAGACGACGAAAGAAGAUACGGAAAAAGGUCGAAAUUGUACAGAAAUGCAAAUGCUUAGACGUUGAUCUUACUUCAAUCCUGCCGACACAGACUUGA